ACAUGGGUUCGACUAGAUCAAGGGAUGAUGUCCUCUAUGGAUCUAAUGUGUUCAAUCUGUCUGGAAGUGUUCAGUGAUCCAGUCAGCACUCCAUGUGGACACAACUUCUGUAAAAUCUGUUUGAAUAAAUACUGGAACAACAGUCAAGACUACAGAUGUCCAAACUGUAAAGAAACAUUCAAACAGAGACUUGAUCUCAAGAUUAAUACAACAUUCAGAGACAUUGUGAAUGAGCAGAAGAAGAAAUCUGAAGUUGUGUGUGACAUCUGUACUGAAGGAAAGCUGAAGGCUGUGAAGUCGUGUCUGGUGUGUCAGAGCUCUUACUGUGAAACUCACCUGGAGUCUCAUUUGAGAGUGUCAGGAUUACAGAAACACAAAUUGAUUGAUCCUGUGAAGAAUCUGCAGGAUUAUAUAUGUCAGAAACAUGACAGACCUCUGGAGCUCUUCUGUAGAGAUGAUCAGACAUGUGUGUGUCUGUCCUGCACUGAAGGAGAUCACAAGAAUCACAACACUGUUCCUAUAAGAGAGGAGUUUGAAGUGAAGAAGCUUGAUCUCUUGAAGACACAGACAGACAUGCAGCAAAGGAUCAAAAACAGAACAAAGAAGAUUCAGGAUAUCAAACAUUCAGCAGAACUCAGAAGAAGAUGUCAGUCUGAACUGCUGGAGAUGAUGGAGGAGAAGCAGAAAGCAGCAGAGAAACAUGAUGAAUAUCUCAUUAAAGAUCUGGAGCAGGAGAUCACUGAACUAAGGUCUUCACUCACAGGGAUGACGUCCUCUAGGGAUCUAAAGUGUUCAAUCUGCCUGGAAGUGUUCAGUGAUCCAGUCAGCACUCCAUGUGGACACAACUUCUGUAAGAUCUGUCUCAGUACAUACUGGAGUGACACUCAAGACUGCAGAUGUCCAAACUGUAAUGAAACAUUCAAGCAGAGACCUGAUCUCAAGAUUAAUACAACAUUCAGAGACUUUGUGGAUGAACAUAAGAAGAAAUCUCAUGAGACACAACCUGAAGCUGACGUUGUGUGUCACAUCUGUACUGAACGAAAGCUGAAGGCUGUGAAGUCGUGUCUGGUGUGUCAGAUCUCUUACUGUGAAACUCACCUGGAGUCUCAUUUGAGAGUGUCAGGAUUACAGAAACACAAACUGAUUGAUCCUGUUAAGAAUCUGCAGGAUUAUAUAUGUCAGAAACAUGACAGACCUCUGGAGCUCUUCUGUAGAGAUGAUCACACAUGUGUGUGUCUGUUCUGCACUGAAGGAGAUCACAAGAAUCACAACACUGUUCCUAUAAGAGAGUCUGAGCUGCAGGCGAUGAUGAAGGAGAGGCAAACUGGAUCAAAGACAUACAAUAAUUCUGUCAUUAAAUAUCUGGAGAAGGAGAUCAGUGAAAUGAAGAAGAGAAACAUUGAGUUGCAGAUGAUAGCAGAGAAGCAGAGAGCAGCUGAGACACAAGAUAAAUGUCUUAUUAAAGAUCUGAAAAAGGAAAUCACUGAGAUACAAUUGAGAAACAAAGAGUUGGAGAAGGUGAGACAGAAGCAGAUCACUCAAGAGAAGGUCAUUAAAGAUCAAGAUCAGGAGAUCACUGAGCUGAAGAAGAGAAACAUCGAGCUGAAGCUGAGAGACGAUGAGCUGGUGAGGGAAAAACAGAAGCAGAUGACAGUAAACAGACAGUGUGAAAAUACCAUCAGGGAUCGAGAUCAGGAGAUCACAGAGCUAAAGAAGAGAAACAUUGAGCUGAAGAAGAGAGACGCUAUGAUGGUGAAACAGAAGAAAAUAACAGCAGAGAACGUCAUUAAAGUUCAAGAACAUGAGAUCACAGAGCUGAAGCAGAGAAAUAUUGAGCAUCAGCAUCAGAUCUCAAACACUGAAAUGAAUAUCUGCGUCCUACAGGGCCAACAUCAGGAAUACUUGAGUCGUCAACUAAAGUAUUCAAUGAUCGUAGGAGUUGUCUUCUUAGUGUUGAUUUUUAUUGCAUCUGUAAGACUUGAAACGGUGCAAAAAGAAUUCACUGGGCUGCAGAUGAAAAACAAUGACCUGCAGACAGAGAUGCUUCGCUGCAUAGAGUCGAGGUUGAAGUGGAUGCAGCAGUAUGCAGUGGAUGUGACUCUGGAUCCUGAUACAGCUCAUCCUAAACUCAAUCUGUCUGAUGAUGAGAAACAAGUGAGAUAUGGAGGCAUUGAGCACAAACUCCCAGACAACCCAAAGAGAUUUGAUACAUAUCCAUUUGUCCUGGGAAAGGAGGGAUUCUCAUCAGGGAGAUUUUAUUAUGAGGUUCAGAUGAAGGGAAAUAGUGUCUCGACUUUAGGAGUGGUCAGAGAAUCUGUUAACAGGAAAGGGAGUAACCCAGUGAAUAGAUUCUGGAUUUUGGCUCUGAGCAAUGAGAAUGAAUAUUUAGUUUGUGCUGAUCCUGUCUCUCUGUGUCUAAGUGGAAAGACACAGACGGUGGGUGUGUUCGUGGAUUAUGAGGAGGGUUUGGUCUCCUUUUAUGAUGUGGACAACAGAUCUCAUAUCUACUCUUUUACUGGCCAGUCAUUCAAUGAGAAACUCUAUCCAUUUUUCGGUUCAUAUGAUGGUAAAAGAAAAAACACAUUGAUCAUCACACCUGUCAUGAAAUAA
Molecule: messenger RNA, 2610 nt
Organism: Triplophysa dalaica
Lineage: Eukaryota; Metazoa; Chordata; Actinopteri; Cypriniformes; Nemacheilidae
Product: nuclear factor 7, ovary-like
Exons: 12
Coding region: 25-2610 (861 amino acids)
Molecular function (GO): protein binding; zinc ion binding
Source: RefSeq, a predicted model, not a curated record